UCAGAGCCCGCCAGCCACGGUCUCGGGCGCCAGCUACGCCGCUGCCGCUGUCACUAUGGCCCAUUACAAAGCCGCCGACUCGAAGCGCGAGCAGUUCCGGAGGUACUUGGAGAAGUCGGGGGUGCUGGACACGCUGACCAAGGUAUUGGUAGCCUUAUAUGAAGAACCAGAGAAACCUAAUAGUGCUUUGGAUUUUUUAAAGCAUCACUUAGGAGCUGCUACCCCAGAAAAUCCAGAAAUAGAGCUGCUUCGCCUAGAAUUGGCAGAAAUGAAAGAGAAAUAUGAAGCUAUUGUAGAAGAAAAUAAAAAACUGAAAACAAAGCUUGCUCAGUAUGAACCACCUCAGGAGGAGAAGCGUGCUGAAUAGGAUUCUUCUCAGUUGAAAAGACACUGAAAAAAUGGUUUUGUAUGACUUGAAUAGUUUGUAUAGUAUAUAAUCUUUUCUGAACAGAUGCUCUAGAACUCUUUUAAUAUGUUGAAUUCACCUAUCACACUCUAACUGUUAUAAACACAUAUACUUAGAAUCACCAAUAAAAACUCAAUAUAACUUUCUUUGGGUCUUAAAAGCAGGAGAAUCCAAAGUGAAUCCUGAAAAAAAAAAAAAAUCUAAACACAGCCAUCUAAUUCAUUACAUUAAAAGACAUUCUGUUUAUUAAUCUGACUAGGAAUGAUGGUACUGGUUGUAUUUUAGCCAAGGAAGUUCAGCAUGGAGCUGUUCCUUGGUUUAGUGCAGGAUAUGAACACAGGUAUAGUCAUUCUUUAAAAUGAAGAUGACACUGUUGUUUAUAUCCUCUGUAGGCAGCUGUGUGACAGAAGAUGCUUUUGCACGGGUUCCCAUGAAUCUUCUGCUCUUGUUUAUAUAAUGUGGAACAAAUAACUCUUCUUUGCCACCACUUUGCCUUAGAUAACCAUGUGUGUGCCAGUCUGAACUCUGACACCACGUUUUCUUCUAUGCAAUCAUGCCCUAUCUGAUGAUGUUGCCUUGCUUUGCUCUGUGCUUCAGUGGGUCCUAGCUGCACUUGGCCUGUGUUGUUUUUCAAUUUGCUAUACUAGUAGUUACCCUGAUUGUAAUUUAUAUAACUUCAAACAGGAUCACACUGUUCCCCUGCCUUACUUAGUUGCUUAGUUGAGCAGAGAACUGAGGCAAUAUAAAAUUCUGGGUUCACGCACAAGCUGGGAUAAGACGGGGAAUGAGCCAUAUAUCGUGGAAAAUUAUAGUCUGCGGGUAUAAUUAUAUAGUGCUUUUUUCCCUCAAAGUAUUUUUCUAGCCUUGAAUUCAUUUUAUCUUCAUUAUCCCUGUGAAGUAGGUAGGGCAAGUAUGAGCCGAGGUCGGGUGCUGAAUUUUUAGGCCAAAGACUGAUAUUAAUACAAAUUAUUUACUAACUGUAGAACCUUGGGCACUUCAGUUAACUGCUCUGAGAUUCACUUUCCUCAUCUGUUAAAUGAGAAGAAUAAGAUCAGUGCUGCCUACCUCACAGGGUUGUUGUGAGGGUCAAAUGGAAUGUAUGUGAAAGAACUGUAAAUGGUAAAGCACUAUAUU
This is a messenger RNA of Neomonachus schauinslandi (Hawaiian monk seal), 1540 nucleotides long. It is a transcript of the gene MYCBP, whose product is annotated as MYC binding protein. The record is from RefSeq and is a predicted model, not a curated record. The transcript has 5 exons. NCBI's taxonomy places the organism in Eukaryota, Metazoa, Chordata, Mammalia, Carnivora, Phocidae. Gene Ontology annotation, biological process: regulation of DNA-templated transcription. Gene Ontology annotation, cellular component: nucleus. Gene Ontology annotation, molecular function: transcription coactivator activity. The coding region runs from base 56 to 367 and encodes 103 amino acids.